AUGGCUGGACCAUCAUGGUUGGUUGACAGCAAUAGAAUUGCCACAAAAAUCAGGAGUGCAUCUGGUGCAUGUGAUCCUGGAAGAGUCGAUUGGAAAAGCAACCCAAGUAAAGCUUGCCCAAAUUGCCUACAUAUUAUCGACAAUAGUGAUGUCACUCAUGCGUGGCCAGGAUUACCCAGAGGGGUGAAAUUUGACCCAUCCGAUCCGGAAAUUAUAUGGCAUUUACUUUCCAAAGUUGGUGUUGGGAAUCUGAAGGCCCACCCUUUUAUUGACGAAUUCAUUCCAACUGUUGAGGAAGAUGAUGGAAUCUGUUAUACCCAUCCUCAGAAUUUACCAGGUGUUAAGCAAGAUGGUAGUGUAUCUCACUUCUUUCACAGAGCAAUCAAGGCUUACAGCACUGGAACUCGGAAGCGUCGAAAGAUACAUGGUGAUGAUUUUGGAGAUGUUCGCUGGCACAAGACUGGCAGGACCAAACCAGUUAUCCUGGAUGGGGUUCACCAAGGGUGCAAGAAAAUUAUGGUACUUUAUGUGAGCUCCAUUAGGGGUGGGAAACCGGUUAAGACUAAUUGGGUAAUGCACCAGUAUCACCUGGGUACGGGGGAAGAUGAAAGAGACAGAGAAUAUGUCAUCUCCAAAGUAUUUUAUCAGCAGCAGCAAGUCAAGCAGAGUGAAAAAGGCGAAGAAGAUAUUCCUGAAGGCAUUGAUACGAUGAUUGCACAAGUAGAUCCAAUCACUCCCAAAGCUGUGACGCCGUUAAGGCAAUUUUCUGAGUUUGACCUGGUUCAAGAGUCCACUUUUUGCAUAGAUCCCUUGGCUCAGCAUCAUGAAAUGGGUUUCAUAGAAGAAGAUGUGGAAGCUGCAUUUGAGAUGCCUGAUUGUCCAGAUCACCACCCUGCAGAAAAUCAUGCCGAUCAACUGGUAGAUAAUAAUGAGAAUCAGGCUGAUGAGGAACCAAAAUGGUGGGACAGCGAGUCACAACAUCUGUUAGACUCACAACAGCUUGUGGAAGGGCUGUCUCUGUGUGACGAGCUUCUUCAGAGCCAGUCUCCAAAUAGGAAUGGAAAUGAAAAUGACGGAGCACUAAAAGGCAAGCCCUGUCUUGCUGAUUAUGCUCAAUUAGGACCAGAAAAUUUAAAGAAGGAUUUAGAGGAGUGCCAAGCUUUGGUUUUCGAUCCAACAAACCUUGAACUUGAUACACCUCCUGAUUUUCGUCUGAGCCAGCUUGAGUUUGGAUCGCAGGAUAGUUUUCUUGCUUGGGGAGGCAACUAG
Molecule: messenger RNA, 1269 nt
Organism: Ilex paraguariensis (yerba mate)
Lineage: Eukaryota; Viridiplantae; Streptophyta; Magnoliopsida; Aquifoliales; Aquifoliaceae
Source: the annotation of a GenBank genome assembly